Molecule: messenger RNA, 868 nt
Organism: Pocillopora meandrina
Lineage: Eukaryota; Metazoa; Cnidaria; Anthozoa; Scleractinia; Pocilloporidae
Source: the annotation of a GenBank genome assembly
GUAGCUUCUAAGAGCUGUCUCGAAAUUUACAAGUCUGGCUAUAAGAUGAGUGGAGUGUAUUACAUCGAUCCUGAUGGUUUGGGUGAAUUUAAAGUCUUCUGUGAUCAGACGACGGCUGGGGGAGGAUGGACGGUGUUUCAAAAGAGAUUUGACGGCACUGUAGAUUUCUUCCGCACCUGGGAUGACUACAGACAGGGCUUCGGCAAUCUGAACGGCGAGUUUUGGCUCGGGCUGGACAAGAUUUAUCGCCUGACUGCGAGCAGCACUAACAAGCUUCGUGUUGACUUGGAAGACGUCCGUGGUGGAAGGGCAUUUGCAGAGUACCAGUCAUUUUCUGUGGCCAAUGAGGAAGAGAAAUAUUUAUUAAUAUUGGGAAGUUAUUCAGGUGCGAUUGAACUUUCUCACAACGACUAUAUAUUCGAGGGCAUAUUGUUAAUUUGCACCCGCGCAGUGUCUCUUGCGAGCUGAGCGCGCGUACUAAGAAUUAUGUUAUCAAACAUUUUGCUUGUAUAAGUUGGGCCUCACGAAAACCUCACUCUGAACAUGGUAGUGUUUGUUGCUGUGGAGGUGAUUGUUCGUUGCAUGACGAUUAAUUCAAGAGUUUUUUUUAACAGGCUCGGCAGGUGAUUCUCUUGCAUAUCAUCGUGGCCUACAAUUUAGCAGCAAAGAUCAGGAUAAUGACAGAUCCCAACACAACUGUGCUUCAUCCAUGAAAGGCGGCUGGUGGUACAACAGUUGCCAACACUCAAACCUAAACGGUUUGUACCGAAAAGGUCAAAGUGGAUCAACGGUAAUGCGCUGGAAUCGCUGGAGAGGCAGUGAGUCUGUCGAAAGAUCAGAGAUGAAAGUUCGUCAAAAUGACUCCUAA